Molecule: messenger RNA, 2469 nt
Organism: Neolamprologus brichardi
Lineage: Eukaryota; Metazoa; Chordata; Actinopteri; Cichliformes; Cichlidae
Source: RefSeq, a predicted model, not a curated record
ACUUGAGCUGUAAGGACAGGCGAACACACAAAGUCUGUUAAAGGUUUGGAUGUUUAUGGUCACAAUGAAGGUCUUCAUCUUCCUUCUUCUCCUGGGGAUACAGGGGGCAGCGGCAGUGACCCACUCUAUGAAGUAUUUCUACACUGCGUCCUCUCAAGUCCCAAACUUCCCAGAGUUUGUGGUUGUUGGGAUGGUUGAUGAUGUUCAGGUUGAAUAUUAUGACAGCGACACAGAGAAAAUGGUGCCCAAACAGGACUGGGUGAACGGUGCAGUAGAUCCACAGUACUGGGAGACCAACACUGGGAUCGCUGUGGGCACCCAGCAGACGUUCAAAGCCAACAUUGAGAUUGCAAAGCAGCGCUUCAACCAAACUGGAGGUGUUCACAUAAACCAGAGGAUGUACGGCUGUGAAUGGGAUGAAGAAACAGCUGAAGUGAACGGAUAUUUCCAAGAUAGUUAUGAUGGAAAGGACUUCAUAAGCUUUGACCUGAAGACAGAGACGUGGGUCGCUCCUGUACAACAGGCUGUCAUCACCAAAAACAAGUGGGACAGUAACAGAGCUAGGAACACAUAUUGGAAGAACUACCUCACCCAGGAGUGUCUUGAGUGGCUGAAGAAGUAUGUGAACUAUGGGAGGAGCUCUCUGAUGAGAACAGAGCGUCCCUCAGUGUCUCUCCUCCAGAAGUCUUCCUCCUCUCCAGUCAGCUGCCACGCUACAGGUUUCUAUCCUAACGGAGCCGAGAUGGUCUGGAAAAAAGAUGGAGUGGAGCUUCAUGAGGGCGUGAACAAAGGAGAGAUUCUCACCAACAAUGACGGGACCUUCCAGAUGAGUGUUGACCUGGAUGUCUCAUCAGUGAAACCUGAAGACUGGCACAGAUACAGAUGUGUGUUUCAGCUCUCUGGUGUGAACGAGGACAUCGUCACCAAACUGGUCAAAGCAGACAUAGAGACCAAUGAAGUGGACAUUGGUAAUGUUCCUCCAGGAAAUAAUCUCACCAUCAUCAUUGCCGUUGUUGCUGCGGUUCUUGUCCUCGGCGCUGUGAUUGGAUUCAUUGUCCACAAAAAGAAAACAAGCAAAUGCUCCCAGCCUCCUAUGAAGGAUCCUGCGGUGAAGGAUCCUGCAGUUAAGGAGCCACUGAAUCCUCCAACAGUCUAAAUGACAAACAACCUUCCACACAGUUUGUGGAGAUAUAUUGCACUCAAAAAAAGAGGCGUUGUCACUUGAUUCUCCAUAAAGUGGGACUAAAUUCUUUAAUUCGUCAAACUGAAGACUUGGAAAAAGUGUUGCACUUACUUAUUCUUCCAUUAACUAAUUUUAAAUUACUUGAAUUUUUUUUAAGUUCAAAUUAGAUUUUAAUUACUUUAAAUUUGGGGGAAAUAAAUGUAAACAUGAAUUGGCAGAUAUUUAACAAAUAUGACAUAGAUGGUGACCUUAUUUUGAGACUUGAAUUCCCAAUUAGGAAGUUGGAUUACUUUGAUAAAUAAAACACCAAUGGAGGGAAGUACCACAUGUUUUAAAAAUCACAUCACAGCAGUCUAAAAUAUUUUUGUUUAUUGGAAAUAAACACAAUAUAUUUUUAGCUUUGUAUUUCUGGUGUUGGGGUAUUCUGUAAAUCAAUAAAUUACUAAAUCACUGUUGAUAAAAAGUACAAAUGUAUUAAUAGAGGUGCUUGUCCUUUACAUACACAUACUCUUAGAGUUUGGUAAUAUGAUCAUAUAUUUCUUUAGAUUUGACAACAAACAGGACAAUUCUGUAAAUCAGUCAUCAACAUUAAAAAACACAUUGUGGAAAUUAUAGAUUUUAAAUCACAUGAACUCAUCAGUGUAAAUUAUUGUUUAACUUUCUAAAUCUGGUGGUAAACUGGGAAUGACUCCAGUCCUCUGCAGCUCUCAGUAAUCAGACAGGAAAUGGAUGGAUGGGCACUGAACUGUUAUGAUUAGCAGGAUUUAUCAAUAAUGAUUUAGACACAUAUUUUCCAUUUGGUUUCUUCUACAUCUCUAGAUUAUUUUUUAACUUAAGUUCUUUAAAAUAUAUAUCAAGUAAAGGGAUAAAAUAACACCCAUCCAUAAACACAUGCCCAAAGUCUCAGAUCACAGUGGAUUUCCAAAUUUUGUACAUAAACCGCUUGUACAUUUCUUUAAAACUAUUUUGUGUUGAUUUUAACCAGACCUAGGGUGGUUAUAAUUUAUGUCUUUGAGGUUAUUCUCAAAUUAAAAAAAAGAUAAUUGUGUUGUUGCUUUUCUCUUUUUAGUCUAAAAAGUUUUGAUCUUUGCUUUGUUUUCUGAUUUAGUUUAAAUUGAGCUUCUGAUGGCUUGCGUGAUAUUUUUUUGAAAAUGCUUUCUGUUCAUAUUUAGGGGUUUUAAAGGGCCUUUUCUGUCUUAUGUAAACACAUAGGAGUUAAAAAGUGAUGUUGCUGUUUCAUUCUCUUUUAUACUUUUGCCUUUCAAUAAAGUCCCCAAUAAUCCAAA